UUUCCGGGUCUAGGGUUCUUCUCUCAACAGCACGCCGCCUUUCACCCGACAAAGAACAAAGUUCCAUCGGAGAGAUGUCGCGACCGGUCCCGAGGAACGACGUGGAGAUCGAAGGAAGAUUUGUGCUGCUGGAGCUCGGACCCCAUGAGCAAACCAAGAGAUCCAAGAAAGAGUUCUCUGUCGGGAAACGGAGAUGGCAACUAUCCGCUGUCCGAGUCGACGAGCAUACUUCGGUGACGCUUUCAACAUCUUCACUCUUUUGGGACAAAUGUUUGGCUUCCGUUACCCUAAAACUUGUGCUCUUUCCUGAAAAUCAACCGGUGGUAGUUCAUAAUCGUCAAGAAGUUGACCUACCUCUCAAUGGUCCUCAUACAUGGACAGUGACGGAUGGAUGUAAAUCUACAAGAUGCCUGGUUGAGAUCGAGUUUCGCAACAUUACUGAGUUGAAGGACUUUUCUGAUGGUCUAGAGAUAAGAAAUGUACCUGACACAAAAUUGAAGAGAUUCGAAGAGAACUUCCUCAUUCCCCUGAUUGUGCAAAGAGAUGGAAAUCACGACAUUAGCGCUCGCAAUAAAGAGAAAAAAGUCACAACAGAGAAAUGA
This is a messenger RNA of Triticum aestivum (bread wheat), 602 nucleotides long. RefSeq lists its product as uncharacterized. Bases 75 to 602 code for a protein of 175 amino acids. The transcript has 4 exons. NCBI's taxonomy places the organism in Eukaryota, Viridiplantae, Streptophyta, Magnoliopsida, Poales, Poaceae. The record is from RefSeq and is a predicted model, not a curated record.